AUCUGCCGCUGAACGCGCCGCCUGGAGACUGCCGACUACCGCGCGCGCCUCUCGAUGACGCCGCUGCUGUUUCUCCAAUCCCGGACAAUUGGGUGAAAUUCUUCUGCUCGGCUGAGUGACUGCGCUGGAGCGAGCGUGUGUCUCGGGAAAUCUGGACGCCUGCCAUCGUGAAUAUAUUUAUGGAUGCAUCGGGCGCAGAAGUAGCAAGCGUGCUUAUGGCUGGAGUGAGGAGGUGAGGGGGGGCGGCUCAGUGGCCUUGAGCGGGGAGAAGCCUGUCACCGGGCCUUGAGUGGAGACCGCCCGAGGCAAGACAGGAACGUGGAAAUUGGACGGCGGGCGCUGUGUGUAGUUUACUGGGGUGCUUGCCGUGCUCCUUGUCCUGGGGACCGGAGUCGAGGCCUAUUGGAUCACACCACGAGGUCCAGUAUCCUAUUUCCUACAGAGAUAGGUAAAUGCCUUCAGGAAGUCUGCAAGCGAGGGGUAAAAGGUGAACUGCACAAUGUCCGAGAAUUCAUCUGUGAGCCUGGUGGGCAUCACCCCCUUGCAGCAGAUGUUGGCAUCUGGGACGGGAGCCCUUUUCACCUCUCUUUUUGUCACACCUUUGGAUGUGGUGAAAAUCCGAUUGCAGGCCCAGAGAACCCCAUUCUCUAAAGUGUUGUCAGUACAGUCUAUGCCCUGGAGCAUUCACCAGUCCAAAUGGAAAUGCUUCCUUUACUGCAAUGGCCUCAUGGACCAUCUCUAUGUUUGUCAGAAUGGAAACAGCUGCACAGCCUGGUAUAAGACACCCACUCACUUUACCGGCACCCUGGAUGCUUUUGUGAAGAUAAUACGGCACGAGGGUAUUCGAUCUUUGUGGAGUGGCCUGCCACCUACUCUAGUUAUGGCUGUCCCUGCUACUGUGAUCUACUUCACUACUUACGAUCAACUACGGGAUUUCUUGCGUGCUAAGAUGAACAGCCAAGGACAUUAUAUCCCACUGGUGGCUGGUGCAGUUGCCAGAUUGGGUGCAGUAACCGUGAUCAGUCCCUUGGAACUCAUCCGAACAAAAAUGCAGUCUCGUCAGCUGAGCUACCAAGAACUGCGUGUCUGCAUCCAGUCUGCGGUGGCCCAGGAUGGAUGGAUGUCGCUUUGGAGGGGUUGGGGUCCAACAGUGUUACGAGAUGUUCCUUUCUCAGCUCUGUAUUGGUAUAACUAUGAACUGAUGAAAGCUCUGCUCUGUAGGCAGUUCUGUAUUGAUGAAGCUACUUUCAUGAUCAGUUUUGCAGCUGGAGCCAUUUCUGGCAUGGUGGCUGCUACCUUGACUUUGCCCUUUGAUGUUGUAAAGACCCAGCGACAGAUUGAGCUAGGAAACAUGGGGACACUCCAAGUUACCACUUCCAAAUCCUCAUCGACUUGGCUACUUAUGCAAAAGAUUCGGGCAGAAUCUGGCACGCGAGGGCUCUUUGCAGGUUUUCUGCCUCGUGUUAUCAAGGUGGCUCCAGCCUGCGCCAUCAUGAUCAGCACGUAUGAAUUUGGCAAGACCUUCUUCCAGAAAAUGAACCAGGAACGGCAGUUAAGCAGUCUCUGAAGUAUACAGGCAGAGCCUUGGAUGGUAGCCUCCAGAUGGACCAAAGAAACACUGAUGGCAAGAGAAAGGACAGAUUUUAGUAGAUGCAAAAAAGGAAAACCCAAUUUGUGAAUAGGGUUAGAUAAAAGUGGAUCCAGCUGUGAAUAAUAUUAAUCAAGAUUGAGAAGACCACAUAACCAAUAAAUCUCUUGCUUGCUUGCUUUAUAGGAUUUCUCACUCAUCAGGCAAAUUCCAGGUGCCUUUUAGCUAGCGUCUGGUCUCCUGUCUUUCUCCUUUUCCUGAUGGACAAUUUGGGGAUUUAAGCCUCUUAGCUAUACACCCUCUUCUCUUUAGGUACUGUCAAGAUUGGAUGCUAUGAUUUGGGGGUAUCAUUUGAAGAGGAGAAGCUCCAGCACAUCUUAUGUUAAAACCAAUUGCAUAGUAUGAUCCUGGAGUGUUGGGAUCAUUGGCCAGCUGCAGAAGGAAAAAGUGAGAAAGGGGAGGCAAUUGCCAUUCCCACUGCUUCAUUACUGUUACUAUUUUUGGUAGGCCUUCAGAGAGUAAAAGUUGCUGUAGACAGCAAAUGUUUCCAUCCCUAUCUUAAUUUUCAAAGUGUCUGUUGGCCUGCAUGCUUGUUCGUUUUUCACCUGACUUUUCCUGUGCAUGAUGAACAUAGCUGGCUGAAGUUGCAAUCCUACACUGGACUUUGACAGCUUUGAAUAGAAACACUGGUUUUGAACACUCAGGAUUUUCCCAACUCUUCCCUUCACACCACCAUGGACAGCUUGAACUCUGAAAUCUUCACAAUGAAUAGCAUGGAUGAAAAUGAAUUAGACUCUGCUUGGGCUCCCACCCUCUGGUUCAAUAUUUGCUACACUGAAGGAGAACUGAGAAUAGCAGGCCAAGGUUUGCUUUGAUGCCAGAUACCUUAUGUAGCACCUUUAGCAGUUGAUAGUCUUGCCCUUUCUGUGCUGUUAACUUAUGUGCCUUUUGCUUACAUAUUUGUGGAGCGGGAGAAGCUGGGCUUUUAUUUCUUGAAUAAAGUCACCCUUUUUCUUUUUCUUUUUUAGCAAAACCACAGUAUACGUUA
Molecule: messenger RNA, 2636 nt
Organism: Candoia aspera
Lineage: Eukaryota; Metazoa; Chordata; Lepidosauria; Squamata; Candoiidae
Gene: SLC25A39
Product: solute carrier family 25 member 39
Exons: 12
Coding region: 500-1567 (355 amino acids)
Biological process (GO): mitochondrial transmembrane transport
Cellular component (GO): mitochondrion
Source: RefSeq, a predicted model, not a curated record